AUGCGUUAUGAUGCUGUCGAGCAGUUGACCGGCAGCAACUUUCCUCGUUGGAAGAACUCCAUUGAGUUAUGUUUGGCUUUCAACGAGUUUGAUUAUGCCUUAAGGGAGGAUAAGCCCGUGGCGCCAGUUGCUGGUGCUACGGGGUAUGAUGAACUAAAGAAAACUUGUGACUCCAAGAUGGAGAAGUGGGACAAAUCCAAUCACGUUGCAAUGCUCGUGAUGAAUUCUUCCAUUUCACCUGAGAUUAUUGGGGCUCUCCCCAAGAAAGAUACUGCCAAGGAAUUUAUGGAAGCCUUGGAGGAUCAAUUCAAAGGCUCUGAAAAGGUUUAUGCACAUGAGCUUUUUCACAAGCUACUUGGCAAGUACAAAAAUGAUGGUGAUGUUAGGGGACACAUACUGAGAAUGAUAAAUGCUUCAAAUAAGUUGAAGCACCUAAAGUGUGAGCUCAGUGACAAUCUCCUCAUCAUCAUGAUCUUGGAGUCCCUCCCUGAAGAGUUCGAUUAG
Molecule: messenger RNA, 504 nt
Organism: Lolium perenne
Lineage: Eukaryota; Viridiplantae; Streptophyta; Magnoliopsida; Poales; Poaceae
Source: RefSeq, a predicted model, not a curated record